AUGUCUUUCCUAGGAUUCGGUGGUGCCCCAGCUCAACCUUCAGAUGCUAAAAUCCAAGCUGCAGAAGCAGAACUAGACUUGGUCACUGAUAUGUUUAACAGAUUAGUUGAUAAUUGUCAUGCUAAAUGUAUUCAAAAAAGUUAUAGUGAAGCUGAUGUUAAUAAAAACGAAUCAUUAUGUAUUGAUAGAUGUGUUUCAAAAUAUUUCGAAGUUAAUGUUAAAGUUGGUGAAAAUUUACAAAAAAUUGGUGCUAGUGGUGCUUUUGGUAGAUAA
This is a messenger RNA of Hansenula anomala, 273 nucleotides long. It is a transcript of the gene TIM10, whose product is annotated as protein transporter TIM10. Bases 1 to 273 code for a protein of 90 amino acids. Gene Ontology annotation, biological process: protein insertion into mitochondrial inner membrane. The transcript has a single exon. Lineage: Eukaryota; Fungi; Ascomycota; Saccharomycetes; Phaffomycetales; Wickerhamomycetaceae. Gene Ontology annotation, cellular component: mitochondrial inner membrane. The record is from RefSeq and is a predicted model, not a curated record.